This is a messenger RNA of Magnolia sinica, 1433 nucleotides long. RefSeq lists its product as uncharacterized. Bases 74 to 1147 code for a protein of 357 amino acids. Gene Ontology annotation, molecular function: nucleic acid binding. The transcript has 6 exons. The record is from RefSeq and is a predicted model, not a curated record. NCBI's taxonomy places the organism in Eukaryota, Viridiplantae, Streptophyta, Magnoliopsida, Magnoliales, Magnoliaceae.
GGUCCAUUGAUAGCCCUAAUAAAAGUUUCGUCUCCCGGAGCGAGCCAGCAUUUGAAUUUAGGUUGUGGUGAGGAUGAUGGACAGUGCGGAUAGCAAGUGGAGCCCGGAAGUGGAAGAUCUUGUGGAUGCAGGCGACACUGAUGGCGCCAUCUCUCUCCUGGAAUCUCUCAUCUCGAAGUUCGAAACCCUAAAUCCCUCUUCUCCUUCAGACGAUCGGCGUCUGGCCUGUGCUCUCUCCGAUCUCUCCAAUCUCUACUCCACACGAGGCUUCUCCAUCAAAGCCGACGAACUCCAAAACCGCGCUCUUGUCGUCAGGCUCCGAUCUCAGCAGCAGCAGAGCCGCCCACUAGGGGAUCUGGAUGCUUCAAAGAAGAAGGAUUCAGUGGAAAAUACGCUUUUGCCUGUUGAAGCUUCACCUUCUUCCGAGAAUGAUGAUUGGGAAACUAUUGCAGACCGACCUUCAAAUGAGUUUUUAUCUCCACAAGAUGAAGCAGGGGUAUCAAACCCUUCUUUGGAACAUACAAAGUUUCAAACUCCUAAAAGGCGUGGAAGAGGAGCAUUCAUGUAUGAGAAAAAUGGCUUGUAUAGUGAUCAAGUAGCAUCAGUUGCUGCCACUGACAACUCCGACGAUGAAGUUCCUCGUCAAAAUCCAAAGGAAGCUGCUGAGAUAGGUACUUCAAGGUAUGGGACAAGUCAUGCUCUUGUUCUUUCUGGUUUUCCACCAAGUACUCGAACAACAGACUUGGAGAAAGUUUUCCAGAACUUUAGGGAUCGUGGAGUUGUUAUUCGCUGGGUCAAUGAUACACUUGCACUUGCAGUAUUUCGGACACCUUCCAUUGCACAAGAAGCUCGUGGCAGUAUUGAUUUUCCAUUUGUAGUGCGAGCAUUGGAUGAGGGUGAUAGCCUAUUGAGCUCCCUAUCUUCAAAAGACCUGGAACCUCCAAUUCCUCGGCCAAAGACGUCUUCGAGAACUGCUCAGAGGUUGAUUGCUCAAGGAAUGGGACGGAAGCUAUCAACAACGACAUUUGGCUCAAAUGAGUUGAAGAAACAAGAGGAAGCAAGAAGGAACCGCAUUCAUACACGGCAAAUCAUGAGGGAUGAAGCCUGGGGUCCUGAUGAUCCACCCGGGUCUUCUUCUGAUAUUUGACCCACUGCAUUGAAGCGGCCUUUAUCAUGCAUGAUUUUAUAGAUAUAGUUAAAAAAUGUAUACUUGUACGUAUUGACUCAUUUCUGUUUGGAUGUUCCAUUUGAUUGAGUGCUUUUUUUUUUUACACUGGUUUGGUUCAUUUCACCACAUACUUGCCAAUGCUACGGAUGUUGAUAUAUCCACAGGAAUGUUUGUUAGAUGGGCUGUACUAUUAUAACUAUGUAGCCCUAAGAUCUGACCACUAUCACCAUGUAGAUGGGCCACAGAUAUUUUAAAUUUUUUUUUU